This is a messenger RNA of Pseudonaja textilis, 920 nucleotides long. The record is from RefSeq and is a predicted model, not a curated record. NCBI's taxonomy places the organism in Eukaryota, Metazoa, Chordata, Lepidosauria, Squamata, Elapidae.
CCUCCUCGGGCUUCCCUCCGCUCUUUCGAAAAAGUCUCCGGACGCAUCCAAGGAAGUGGCGGGACGGGGUGCCUCUGGAUGCCGCACUCCGGGCCGGGCGCCUCCCAGCCAGCCGCCAUGCCCGACGCGCCGAGGCAGCUUCCUGGCGAGGCGGCGCGGAAACCCGGCAGCGGCUCGCCUGACCGCCUGGGCGCCGCCUACUUCGACCAGCCCUGCAUCCGUCUGGCCAAGGCCCUGCUCGGACAGAUUCUGGUUCGGAAACUGGCCGACGGGCGGGAGCUGCGGGGACGGAUCGUUGAAACAGAAGCCUAUUUGGGAGGGGAGGACACCGCUUCGCACUCCAGGGGGGGUCGACGAACCGCAAGGAACACAGCCAUGUUCAUGCGACCAGGCACGCUGUACGUGUACCAGAUCUACGGGAUCUACUUCUGCAUGAAUGUCUCCAGCCAAGGUGAAGGUGCUGCAGUCCUCCUGCGCUCCCUGGAGCCCCUGCAGGGGCUGGAGGCCAUGCGAGAGCUGCGCCUGGCCCGGCAGCAGAAAGCUCCUGCACGCCCUCUCAAGGACUGGAUGCUGUGCAAUGGGCCCUCCAAACUCUGCCAGGCCCUGGCCAUUGAUCGGAGGUUUGACCAGCAGGACCUGGGCUGCAACUCUUCCGUAUGGCUGGAGCCUGGCCUGGAAGCCUCCAGAGACCAAGUCCCCAUCUGCGCCCCCCGCGUUGGCAUCAGUGGGGAGUGGGCCCAGAAGCCUUUGCGCUUCUACCUCCAUGGCAACAAGUGUGUGAGCGUCACUGACAAAAAUGCUGAGGGGAAGCUGGCACCUGGCGCCCUCAGAGAGAAAUGUGUUUAGCUUGCAACCUGAAGCGGGCAUGAAUACUGAUGCCAAUAGAUUUAUUUAUGUAAAUAAACAUGUUUUGUUCUCUU